Molecule: messenger RNA, 882 nt
Organism: Seminavis robusta
Lineage: Eukaryota; Bacillariophyta; Bacillariophyceae; Naviculales; Naviculaceae
Source: the annotation of a GenBank genome assembly
AUGAAACUUAAUUUAGACUCGGCUGAGUGUCCUCUUGAUGCCAACCUGGAAAAGGUGAUUCCUGGGCUCUUUCAGUGGCAGUCAAGCAAUGCCGCUUCUGUUGACCGAGUAGAGGAGAAGGUGGAUGCUUUGACAAACACCAUGAAAGGGCACUUUGUGGAGCUACACGAGCGACAGGUGCAGUUGGGCUCUGACCAGAAGAGAGAACUAGCAUCAGCAUUUAUGGAUGCGGCACAAACUUUAUUGGCAAAGGCUGCUUUGGACGAUGUCGCGGCUUCUUCCAGUCCAGCGAGGGAUGGCACUGUGGAGCCUGCUGUAGGCGAUACAGCAACUGUGACACAACAAUCACCGGAGCAGCUGCCUUCACCGGUUCAACCAAGACAACUGGCGCCUAUGGAUUUAGAGCCGGCUUUACCCCAAGGCCGAAUCACGAAGAAAGGUCAACCACUACCACACCACCUUGCUUUUUACAGGAUGACGCAGAAGCACCUGCUGCUCAAGGAGUUAGUGGACGAGUGGCUUGGAGAAGGCAAGUUUGGUAAGAAGGAAGAUGGGUCGAAAGAAGAGUACGGUGGAAUCCAAGGUCGCGAUAAGCUGUUUGGCACUAAAUGGCGACCUCACCUCAACAAGAAACACAUUUCCAGAACCAAAAUGACGUACGAUGCUCUGGUGGCUUAUGGGGAUCGCCAUGGUUUGUGUCUUAACGAUGUUUGCGAUCGACUCCAGGAGACUUAUGCAACAACCUGUAAAUGCAGUGUCGCCAAUUUUGUUGAAUGGGCAAAGAAACCAAGCAACGAUGGUAGAGAAGCGCCGCUGCUUGCUACUGGAAAAUCGCGUGGACGUACCAAAAAGGCUGCAAACAGCGACAACAACAACCGCUAG